AUGGAAAAUACAACAAUGAUAUUAAAUAAUACAAUGAAUAUUUCUACUUCAACUGUUAAUAUGACAGUCCAUCAAAAUCUUACAACAAUUGUAACAAGUAAAAAACCAUUAUUUAUUCAAGGACAAGAAUUAAUCAAUGAAAGAAUUAAUAAAAUGGAUCGCGGUACAUUGAUAUGGAGUACUGCUGCACUUGUUGCUUUUACUUGUAUUAUUUUAAUGUAUAUUGGAAUAAGAACUUUUAUGCUACGUAAAAGACGUCAAACAAGAAGAUACAAAUUACUCAGUAAUGCUACUACAAUGGAAGAACCUCUCUUCAACGAUCAUGAUGAAGAGGAAGAGAAAGAUGAUGACACAUUGUUCGUUCGUAAAUAA
Messenger RNA from Adineta steineri, 372 nucleotides. The record is from the annotation of a GenBank genome assembly. NCBI's taxonomy places the organism in Eukaryota, Metazoa, Rotifera, Eurotatoria, Adinetida, Adinetidae.